This is a messenger RNA of Cryptomeria japonica (Japanese cedar), 1578 nucleotides long. Its product is annotated as mitogen-activated protein kinase kinase 9. Lineage: Eukaryota; Viridiplantae; Streptophyta; Pinopsida; Cupressales; Cupressaceae. The transcript has a single exon. Gene Ontology annotation, biological process: protein phosphorylation. Gene Ontology annotation, molecular function: ATP binding; protein serine/threonine kinase activity. The record is from RefSeq and is a predicted model, not a curated record. Gene Ontology annotation, cellular component: cytoplasm. Bases 191 to 1174 code for a protein of 327 amino acids.
UGACGCGAAAACAUAUUAUUAUAACAUAUAUUUCCAUUCCUUUCCUCCCUCCAAAGGUUUAACUGGGGUGUAGGCUUAGUUAUAAAGUACAUGGUAUGCAAAGCAGCUGAGCAGUUCGAGGUUCCAGGUUCGAAUCGCACUUAUGUAAUGCAAAGCAACUGAAAGCUGAGAGGUCCAAGGUUCGAACGCAAUGGAGAAUCAAAGAAGCAGAGGCAAAGCUUUAGGGCUAAGGCUCCCGACUGUUCCACGAGAGGACCUCUUCGGUGGAGGUCCGAGGCCGCUGCCGCUCCCGCCACCGCCUGCUUCAAGACAGCCUUCCAAUUCAAACCCUCAGGAGGCCAAUUCAAGAGAAGUAAAUGAUGCGGCGGACCUGGAGAAAGUUGAAAUCUUAGGGUAUGGUGCCGGCGGCAAAGUGUACAAGGUCCGGCACAGGCGCACGCAGUGCCUGUACGCCCUAAAGGUCGUGCACGGCAACCAUGAUCUGUCCACCAGGCGCCAGAUCCUGCGGGAAAUGGACAUUCUCCGGCGAACGGAUUCCCCCUAUGUUGUGAAAUGCCAUGGCGUUUUCGACCGCGGCGGCGAGAUCCAGUUCGUGCUGGAGUAUAUGGACAGGGAUUCCCUCGACAAGCGCCGUACGCCGCGGCUUUCCGAGCCCUUUCUGGCCGAGGUUGCACGGCAGGUCCUCCAUGGCCUCAAGUACCUUCACGGCCAAAAGAUUGUGCAUCGCGACAUAAAGCCGUCCAAUCUUUUGCUCAAUUCCGAGCAGCAAGUCAAGAUCGCGGAUUUUGGCGUGAGCCGGAUCUUGUCCCGAACCCUAGAUCCCUGCAAUUCGUAUGUAGGGACUUAUGCUUACAUGAGUCCUGAGAGAAUCGAUCCGGACGAGAAUGAUGGACAUUAUGACGGCUACGCAGGGGAUAUCUGGAGCCUCGGCCUGACGCUUCUGGAGUGCUACAGCGGACGUUUUCCAUUUUCAUCCUCUGGUUCGCAGCUAGACUGGCCGACUCUCAUGGCGGCCAUCUGUUACGGCGAGCCGCCCCUGCCGCCUCCUUCUGCUUCCCCUGACUUUCAGAACUUUAUUCGCUGCUGUCUGCGAAAGGAGGCUGCUCAGCGCUGGACGGCGGCGCAGUUGUUGUCUCACUCUUUUAUUUCCAGAGCUGCUCCUCUGUCACUUUAAAAAUGGCUUCCAUUUAUGCUUCUGACAUAAUUCUUUCGCCAUUUCUGAACUGAUGAUUAAUGGCAGUUUGUUCUAUUGGAAGACUGUUUGGCGGCCCUGUUUUAUUCCCACUGGUUUAGACUCGUGAGUGAUUUGAUUUGAUUUGAUUUGAUUUAGCAGUAAGAAAUUUUUAGGGGAGGGUUUCAAUCAUUUCCUAGAUUUAGGAGUGGUUCGAAUUAUAGAUGGGGAGUGUGAUCUGAAACAUUGAUGAGAGAAAACUUUUACACAAUCUAAUUCAGAAACAAUAUAUAGAAUAUAGAAAUCUAAUGCUGUUAAUGUUAUAAGAGAUUCAAUAUCCAAUGAUCGUUGGUUCUCUAUUUGACAAUACGUAUCAAUAAUAUGAUCUUUGGUUCUCUAUUUGACAA